GCCGGACGCACACGCCUCCCUCCGUGAUAGUGCAAAGGCAGAGGAGAGGGGCGCUGCUUCCUCGCCACAAGACAUGUGACUUGCUACACACUGCCUGUCGUCUUUACAUGACAUCACGUCAUCUGUGCACCAUUUGUUUUUGUAUAUAUAUAUUUUUUUAAGUAACACAGAAAGUCGUCUCUUCCGUGUGUUCUCCCCUCCUUUCACGUUUCUUCCGCGAGUCACAUGAUUGGAAAAUAACAGCGUGUUCGCCUGCUUCAUUGGUUGCGAAAUCCCUCAGCACACAGGUUGCAAAGUGCUUCCGUUAUGACAAGCUGCUGUGUAGAAGAUGUCCACAUUGUCUGCGACUGGUAUGAAUAAUGUUGGUCAUGGAGAAAGCAAAGUGUUUGUGUCAGCCCGUGAGCUGCAGCUGGACUCCAGCACAGAGGACUCAAGCAGCAGCCUGCUGAUCGAGGGCAGGCAUGACUCCUCCCACCCCUCCAGAUUCAACGGGACAGCGCUCGGCCCCGCACAGGACCAUGGUACUGACCUCCCCUUGCAGGAUCUCUCCGCCAGCCCUCUGAACUGUGCCCUGGCCAUGGACCCUGCUGACAGGAUGAAUGACCAAGUGACUGCCGACACCCUGGCUGCUAACACAGUACUGCCCCGUCCCCCGUCCCCCAUCUCCCCGGCAGGAUGUCAGCCCGUGAAGCGCAAGAAGGGCCCGGCCCCGAAGAUGCUGGGGAACGAGGUGUGCAGCGUGUGCGGGGACAAGGCCUCGGGCUUCCACUACAACGUGCUGAGCUGUGAGGGCUGCAAGGGCUUCUUCCGCCGCAGCGUCAUCAAGAGCGCGCAGUACGCCUGCAAGAACGGCAGCCAGUGCGAGAUGGACAUGUACAUGCGCCGCAAGUGCCAGGAGUGCCGGCUCCGCAAGUGCAGGGAGGCGGGCAUGCUGGAGCAGUGCGUGUUAUCGGAAGAGCAGAUCCGGUUAAAGAAGAUGAAGAGGCAGGAAGAUGAAACAGCCAGGACGUCGACCCUGCCUCAGAAUCACUUUCCAGGGGCAGAAGCACCGAAGCUCACACCUGAGCAGUUGGAGAUGAUCGAGAAGCUGGUGGCAGUUCAGAAGCAGUGUAAUAAGAGCUCUUUCAUUGACCGCCUCAAAGUAACGCCAUGGCCCCAGAGCCAGGACCCGCUGAACCGGGAGGUGCGGCAGCAGCGCUUUGCUCACUUCACAGAGCUGGCCAUCAUGUCUGUGCAGGAGAUCGUGGACUUCGCCAAGCAGCUGCCUGGCUUCCUGGAGCUCACCCGCGAGGAUCAGAUCGCACUGCUCAAGACCUCCACCAUCGAGAUUAUGCUGGUGGAAUCAUCCAGGAGAUACAACCCAGCCAUGGAGUGCAUCACCUUCCUCAAGGACUUCAGCUACAACAAGGAAGACUUUGCAAAAGCAGGUCUGCAGUUGGAGUUUAUCAACCCCAUCUUUGAGUUCUCCAAGGGGAUGAACGACCUGCAUUUAGAUGAAGCAGAGUUCGCUCUUCUGAUCGCAAUCAACAUCUUCUCUGCAGACCGCCCGAACGUGCAAGACCACGAUUUGGUGGAACGGUUGCAGCAGCCGUACGUCGAUGCACUUCAUUCCUACACCAAGAUCAAGAGGCCAAAUGAUCACCUGAUGUUCCCCCGCAUGUUGAUGAAGCUGGUGAGCCUUCGCACCCUCAGCAGUGUCCACUCGGAGCAGGUCUUCGCUCUGCGGCUCCAGGACAAGAAGCUGCCGCCUCUCCUGUCUGAAAUCUGGGACGUCCACGAAUGACCAACGGCACCUCCUUGCCUCCGCACUGCAUCCCUGGAGCCUCCCCCCAGAAAACUGACAAGAACUGCAGCAGCUGGGUGUGCCUCUUUUUCUUCUGUUUCCUUGGAGUGGAAUGAGGCUGUGCGAUGCCAUGCGGUUACUCUCCAUAGCCCCAGAUCUCAAGAAACAUUGUCUUAAACCCUGGGCAAAGCCAGACCACAACUGUAACAACAGACACAAAGAAAGCAGGCACAUGUACAGCAAGGCAAAGCAAGGACAUCGCAGUUCUGGCUGCACUCAGUUAUUUUAUAUUCCCUUGCCUUCACCUUCCAGUUCCAGAUACAUACUAACCUUGCGUACCGCACCCCUCACUGCUGCGUUUUCCACCAUUGGAUGUAGACACAGUCAGGUGUUGCUUGAUCCGGAGAGACAGGAAAGAGUUGAUUCCUGGUCCUUCUCACUCGGAGCCUGUGGUGGCACAGGAGAUUCGCUUCAUUGCAUGCUGCUUGUUCCACGGGCUUGCCACCUGUCUCUAGCGGGAGCUGUGGGGUUGAGCAACUACAGCUUAUCUCUGAGGAGUUCGUUUUCAAGCAGGAUUUUCACUACUCCAGAGUAUUUAUUUUAUAAAUAAAAACUCUUGGAUGAGUUAGCCCUGGUCAAGGCAAAAAACCCACACACUAAUUCAGAGACUGUGUAGGUCAUCACACUUUGUGGAAUUAAUAGUGUGUACAACCUUAUGGAGACCUUUCAAAGACUGUUAAUGCAGUAUAGAUUUACACAUGCUUACACAUAUGUGCAAGCAGGCCUUUUUUUGUUAAAGUAAAUAAAUAAAUAAAAUACAUUGAAAAAAGCAGGCCAGCACCAUUUUGCUUGAGAGCAAGUAUUUCCUUACUAUUACUGUGACACUAAAGAAAAAUAAAGUUGCAGGAGACUGCAAUAUUGUGACGUUUUGCUUAUUUGUUCACCACUGGUAUCCACUCAAGACGUACAGGAGACAGAAAUACGGUGACAUGGCGCUGGAACCCAGUGGUAAAUCGUGUGGGUGGAGGCUACAGGAAGGCUUCCUGGGUUUCUGGGCUUCAGUGCAGUCUGUCAGGACAAAGCCAAAAAAAGCCAUUCAAAAUCCUUUCCAGUCUGCAGCUGCUCCAACAAGACCAGGCUGCGUCAUAGAAAUGACAUGGUGUUCUUUAGAGCAAGUCGUUUGAUUUCAUUUGAUUGCAUUUCCUACCUUUCCUUUGCCUUUUUCUGAUGUUUGCAAUCCUGAUGAGUGCUUUUGGGUUCUGUUGAUCCAAUACUUAGGUAUUCCAACUGCCUCGUACUCCACAGACUUCCUCACUCAACUCAGAUCAUGUAACAAAAGUGCCUUUUCGAGGUCUGCUCAGUACUAAGCAGUUUAUCCAGACAAGCAGGAGGCAAGUUCGAAUCCAGGGAAAGGUAGAUUCAGCAAAACAUUACGAUUACUAAAUGAAGGAGCAACAGAACCCAGGACCACACAUCAUAAAAAUACAAGGGACACGUGGAACAAGGAAACAGAAUGGCAUUUGAAGCUGCUUGCUCUUUUAUUAGGAAUGCUUAAGCAAGCCGUUAAGAAGCCAUUGCUCGUAUCAUGUGCCGAUUGGGGAUUCUGAUCGCUCUACACUGUAUAAUGUGUUGGAGGAAGGACAGCAAGUUCAAGUUAGGAGCGCUGCCCAAAGAUUUUUCCUGAGCAUUUGCUUUUUAGGAAUUCAGUAGGAGUGAAUACAUUAUUGUUCGUUGGCGUGGACACUUUUUGUUACACACCAACCUGCAGUCCAUGUCUUCUUCCCAAAACAUAACCCUACCAGCUGCGGCUCCUUGGUUGGGUAUUGCCUUCGACAGUGCACUAGGACUUAAGAGGAGCUGUGCAGGUGUUGUCUGCCAUCAAAGAACGUGAAACUCCAUGUAAAAAACAAACUAAGGAAUGAAAUAAAAGGGAACACUGAACACAACGGGUUACAGUGGGCUAUGGCCAACAUUUAUCAAUGCAAAAUAUUGUUUUUCUUCAGUGUGUUAACAUAUGGAAGGGUUGUUGUUGUCUUGCACUUUUUUUAGUCUGUUUUAACCAGGGGAUUCUGAUAUUUAGUAAACAGGGCUCCAGUCACUGAACUUGGUAAAGGAAUGUUUAUUUUCAAAGUCCGUUUUGAUUCAUUAAUUCAAGUUUUCAGUUUUUUUUAACGAUGGUUAAUGUAAGAUAAUGUUUUUAAACACAUUUAACCUGCGAAUAGGGCCCGCAGUCCAGCCAGCAGUAUGCCCGCAGACUGACAUUGCAAAUCAAAGAGGGGUGAUUCAUUAGUGCCACUUCUACAAGUUGACAAACACAUGUCUCCCCUCAAGGCAACUUUUAGCAUUAAUAAAUUGCACAGAAUAGCAGUUAGUUAUGCAAUAGCAGUUCAAAACCACUGUAGUAAAACCACUCUGUCUCUUCUAAACAACAAAUUACUGAAGUCAGUGUUUGUCCAUUUAAAUUGGCUUCAUAUGAAGGCAGUUGAACAAUCACAAGAAUUAUUAUGUCUCUAAAAUUGACAUAAUUGGAAUUGGGAAUUGAUUUUAAAAAAGGAAUUGGAAAUGGUAUUGGUAAUUGAAAAACAGGAAUUGACCCCAACCCUGGUGUAACCAUUAACUUGUCCCCCUGGUGUAACCAUUAACUUGUCCCCCUGGUGCAGGGAAGAAAUACAUCAGAGCACAAAUGUAUGCUUCUAAACUGCAAGUUGCUCUUAGUUCUCUUCAACUAAGUAGAAGAAAAACAGCAUAUAUAUAUUCUUAUAAAUCAUAGGCAUAUAUUCCACAGUACAGUUUGUACAGUACUUGUCUUUUCAAAUGUUUCCUCGUUCAGGUUGUCCUGAACAUUGUGUUACAGCUGCUAUAAUUUCAAGGAAAGAAUUGCAAAAAUUAUAGGUUUCUCAGGCACAGUUCCACUGAAGGAUGACAAGAUAUUUAUUUCCAUAUCUUAGAAGAAUAAUGCAAGAUGUUUGAGUGACAGUUCCUGUACACCCUUUGCAGUUCAAUUGCAGCUGGCUGCAAGGAGGAACAAGAGAAAGUAUCUGCCUGUGUUUUUGUUUCAGCAGGAAACUCCUAAGGUACUGUAGUAGUAAGCAAUGCUUUAAAACCCUCAUUAUCGUAGUAUGAGUCUCCCUCGUUGUCUACAGCACACUUGUUCAUUUACAAGAAGUUAUUUUUGGUUGUCUGUUUGUGUAGAGUGCAUUAAGCCUAUAGCAUGAGUGUGGGGUGCAGGUGGGACCCAUAUAGCUGCAACACAGGAAGCCAGAAUGGCCUUUGUAGUGCUGUAACAAAUUACAAAGCCAACGCAAAAAUAACUUUUGGAAUAUGAAUAGAUAUAAAUAAUAAGGAGUCCUUUUGAGACUAGUAUCACACCAAAAGGGGGGGGGGGGGCUUUCAAAGCACUGGUUACAACUACUUGAGGGGGAUUAUAUCUUAAGGUUUUCCCUUGUAAAGUGCAAACCUAUGGGCAUACAUUGUAUUGGAGAUACUACUGAAAUACCACAAGCUAAGGGGAAAUAAGACACAGAAGGCUGUAAACUAUAAAUAACCCUGUAGUGUUUUAAUGUUGUUCUCUACAUUUGUCAUUAAUUUAUAUCUUGUCUGACUUCUUUAGUGAAACUGCAAUAGAUGUUGAAAUAGAAAAAAGUAUAUAUUUAAUAUUUUUGUUUGAAACGCCUUCAAUCCUUCUACGUUCUGCUUGUUUAACUGUAUAAUGUUUAAUGAUGCUUAAAAAAUAAAUAAAGUCUAGCCAAAAGAUCA
Molecule: messenger RNA, 5539 nt
Organism: Acipenser ruthenus (sterlet)
Lineage: Eukaryota; Metazoa; Chordata; Actinopteri; Acipenseriformes; Acipenseridae
Product: oxysterols receptor LXR-alpha
Exons: 10
Coding region: 329-1783 (484 amino acids)
Biological process (GO): positive regulation of transcription by RNA polymerase II; cell differentiation; negative regulation of transcription by RNA polymerase II
Molecular function (GO): nuclear receptor activity; zinc ion binding; RNA polymerase II cis-regulatory region sequence-specific DNA binding
Source: RefSeq, a predicted model, not a curated record